Molecule: messenger RNA, 692 nt
Organism: Armigeres subalbatus
Lineage: Eukaryota; Metazoa; Arthropoda; Insecta; Diptera; Culicidae
Product: dynein axonemal light chain 4
Exons: 3
Coding region: 287-604 (105 amino acids)
Biological process (GO): microtubule-based process
Cellular component (GO): dynein complex
Source: RefSeq, a predicted model, not a curated record
UCCAUCAUGCUGCAAAUGUGCAAAAAGGGACACGGAAUUCAUAAUAAAUAAAUUUCGAAGGAGGGUGACUUCAAUGAUGAAUCACCAUAGCGAUCCGAUAAACAGUUGGGGAAAAGAUUUCGAUUGAGUUGGAAGAAUUUUGUCUGGGUGAUAAAAAAGUUUUAGAGAAAGAUUUUGAUUUUUAGGCGAUUUUCUCAGGUAUUAGCGGUAGAACAGAAAGAAAACGGAUGACAGGAAGGUGCUUUUGAAUCGUUAUAGAUUCUCGUUGGACGGUUAGCAAACCACGAUGGAUGACCAACCGAAAGCGGAAGGAGAAGCCGACAAAAAGAUUGUUCAUAUCUACCCGUUGGUUAAGUUUUCUGACAUGAAUGACGAUGUCCGGGCCGAGGCGAUAGAACUGAGCAUUACAGCGUGUGAGAAAUACGCACAAAACUACGAGCACGCCGCCAAGGCAAUCAAGGAAUUGAUGGACAAAAAGUUUGGCACCUUUUGGCACGUGGUCGUCGGCGAAGGAUUCGGUUACGAAGUCUCUUACGAAACGAAGAACAUCCUGUACCUGUUUUUUGGCGGUAAUUUGGCGAUCGUGUUAUGGAAGUGCUCGUAGAUUGCGUGGCACGCAAUGUGAUUGUGAAUUGGAAUAAGUUAAAUUGGCAAUAAAACGGUAGAAUAUAUUGUUGUACAUAAUAAUACAC